AUGGCUCAAAGACGGCCACCCGCAGGGCCGCUUCACCUCACCACCCGCGUCUUGGUCAAGUCUUUGUUUUGUGUUUCCUUUGACACAUUGCCAGAAGAGGGAAGGAUUGUCUAUGGCAUUGCAAAACUUGGAGUUGCCCAGGUGAUUUACCUUGUUCCAGGCAAGGAGAUGAAGGUCGGGAGGCAACCGGACGUGUGCUCAGUGGUCAUGGACUCGCCGGAGGUUCCGCAGAUGAUUAGCCGCUGUCACGCCAGGUUGGUGGAGGAUGAAGGCACUUUGCUUGAUCUCACCCGUAGCAUGUGGAUUUUGACUGACGAGAAGAGCCUGAAUGGCAUCCAUGUGAACGAUAACAAGCUGACGGUGCCGAAGAUUCUGAGACAUGGUGAUCAUGUUUGCUUCGGCAGGAAGCUGCAAGAUCGCCCUGUGUUCGACUAUGUGUUUGAAGAGAAGGACAUGCUGAAUCCGGAACGACAGCUGAAAAAGAGGAGAGAAUCUCAAGCAGAUGUAGAAGCAGUGGGCCAAGCUACUGCAGCUGCAAAAGCAACAGAUACUUCUACCUUUCCAAAGUGGACAGCAGUGCCUGGUGCAAAUGGCAGAACCGGGGCAGCGGUUGACAUUGACUCAGACUGUAACGAGAGCCAGCAGCAAGAUCUUCAUGCCACACAUGGAGCACGAAAGGCUUCGGACCAGAAGCCGCCACAGAGUAUUGCUGCGGUUAAGCUGAAAGAUCUUCAGUCAGAGCUUGUUUGCUCAAUUUGCCAAGACUGGAUUGUACACGCAGCCUCUAUAGAGUGUGGGCACAUGUUCUGCCGUGAAUGCAUUAACCAGUGGCUUACACACAAACACUUCCUGUGUCCAGUAUGCCGUGCCGCAGUCAGACAGGGGCCAACUGCUGCCCGGGCUUUAGAUGCAGUCGUUGACAAAACGAUUCAGCAGAGUAGCAAGUCGGACAAGCAGGAGUUUGCGCUUCGGGUCAAGAAGGCAGAUCAGUCGCAGACCAAGCGGCAAACGGAUAAGCGGGAAUUGGAAGAGUCUGUGAAGCAAGCCGUUCGCAGCAAGAAGAAAUUCUUUCAUGUGAACCAGAACUGGGGCAAAAAGGGGAAGAAACUAUUCCAAGAUGGCGUGAAGCAGUACAUCUGUGAAGCACGAGAAGCUUACUGCAAGCUUGUUGGCCUCACUGUCAGUUGGGUGUACAGCGCUGAUGAUUCGAAACUCAAUCAGGCGUUGCACAACCUGGGCUUGCAAGAGUUUGUGAGCAAGGAAGAGCAAGAAAUUCGACAGAGACUUUUAAUGUUUCUGCAUUACGGCUAG
Molecule: messenger RNA, 1311 nt
Organism: Symbiodinium pilosum
Lineage: Eukaryota; Dinophyceae; Suessiales; Symbiodiniaceae
Source: the annotation of a GenBank genome assembly